Aspergillus versicolor CBS 583.65 is the source of this 972-nucleotide messenger RNA. RefSeq names its product Zn(II)2Cys6 transcription factor domain-containing protein. The record is from RefSeq and is a predicted model, not a curated record. Bases 1 to 972 code for a protein of 323 amino acids. Gene Ontology annotation, molecular function: zinc ion binding; DNA-binding transcription factor activity, RNA polymerase II-specific. The transcript has a single exon. Gene Ontology annotation, biological process: regulation of DNA-templated transcription. Lineage: Eukaryota; Fungi; Ascomycota; Eurotiomycetes; Eurotiales; Aspergillaceae.
AUGGCGACCCUGCGUAAAGCCUGCCGCCACUGCACCACCUCCAAGCGGAAAUGUGUGGUCCAGUUGCCGAAAUGCACUCGCUGUGCCCAGCGCGGGUUGGAGUGCUUGUAUGAUCUCGAGCCCUUGGGCACUUCUGUUGCUCAAUCUGGCAAGCAACAUAAUCUCUCGUGGAGCUCAUCGAUUAUCGACACGCCCGCGUAUUGUUUGAUUGGACGUGUUAGUGAGCUUUCCCACAUUGAUCCUGCGAUCUGCCCGAUUGGAAACCCGAAUGCCUUGAAGUUUGUGCACCUGGGGUAUCGGCCAGUUCUGGACCUUCUCAAGUCAGGAAAGCCUGCAAUAUUCAUACAUCCAAAGCUGCGGAUGCACCGCAACUGCAAUCACUUUGAUGCCCUUGGAGAUAUUGAAAACGGCGUGACUCGUGAGAGCUUCAGGCGCCUAAUUGAGCUUGAUAUCAAUGUAGUGCCCAUCAUGGAGACCCUGGCUGCUCUUCAAUCUCUUCUCAUUCACAUUGGAACAUUCGUCUCAAACAGACACUUCACAGGGAAGGAUUUUCUUGGCCUUAUUUUGGCAUGGACAGAGUCAUUGCUGGCAUCUGCCCAGACUAGAAUGCCUCCAAAUCAGUCACCAUGGCAGGCAUGGAUAUUUGGCGAGAGCGUUCGGCGAACAAUAAUCAUGUCCUACACGCUCGUCAUGUCCAUAUCAAGCUUUGAGUAUGGAUACUGCUCCCAUUGGCUUUUCCUGGAAUCUCUUCCAUUCGACAGGCGCGCUGGUCUGUGGAUGGCAGGGUCACCACAAGCUUGGAUUGCGGGAGCCGGAACUAGAACCGGCCAGGAAGUCGGAGAACAGCUAAUCUCACUUCACAAAUUUGGAGAAAUCCUCGAUGGGUCGGAUGACGACUUCCACGGCGAUAGUUUCCUCGCUUUGGUUGCACUCAGCCAUAACGGUGGGGAACAGAGUAUAUCAGACACCUAG